GCUCUUUCCGGACUGGCAGACGGCGGAGAGACAGAACUACCUGCUCAUGGGACUGCUGGUGAUGGUCAUUCUCUCCUUGGUGCUCCUCCAGGUGCUCCAGCGCUGUAUGAACUUAGCAGCCGUCUCUGUGAUCGGCUGCGCCUUCACGCUGGGGACGCAGCUGGUGCUGAUCAUCGAACUGGACGUUUGGCCGUUCUUGGCGGUUUGGUACACCGGCAAGCUCUUUGGCUUCCUGUCCACCCUCGCAUCCGGGCUGAUCAUCACGGAGAUCGCGCCCAAGGCACAGCUGGGUCACUGGAACGGCAUCAAUGAGGCUUGCUCCAACAUCGCCAUGGCCAUCGCGCCUUUGGUCUUUGCAACAGUGUACGACGAGGUGGGCAACGUGAGGGGCCAGGAGAUGUUGGUCUGCACCUCCGUGAUCUCCCUCUUUGCGCUGGGCGCCUACAUCCCACUGGUGUCGAUGAUGCCCAAGAAAGCCAAGGAAGAGCCGGAAGAGAUGAAAGACCUUUCCUACUACGAGGCGCUUUCGGAUGCGAAGUUCAACGAGCUGCCCAUGGAGAUCGUGGAGCUGGUGGCCAGCAAGAUGCUGGAGGCUGGUAAGGAGCCGCGGAUGAUCCACUGGGGAAGCUAUGCCGACGAUCGGCCAAAGCUCACGGACCAUCAGGCCCGGGCCGUGAAGGACUUCGAGUACUACUCACAGGCCUUCGUGCGCCUGCUUUCGAACCGGGAGUUGCUGGCCAAGGAGAAGAAAGAGAUGGCCCUGUUUGCUGCGGCAACGAGCGGUGUGGACCGAGACAGAGCAAAAAACGAGGACUGA
Messenger RNA from Symbiodinium sp. CCMP2456, 817 nucleotides. The record is from the annotation of a GenBank genome assembly. Lineage: Eukaryota; Dinophyceae; Suessiales; Symbiodiniaceae.